Messenger RNA from Rattus norvegicus (Norway rat), 7039 nucleotides. RefSeq names its product nuclear factor of activated T-cells 2 (gene Nfatc2). Gene Ontology annotation, molecular function: DNA binding; DNA-binding transcription factor activity, RNA polymerase II-specific; chromatin binding. The record is from RefSeq and is a predicted model, not a curated record. Gene Ontology annotation, biological process: negative regulation of vascular associated smooth muscle cell differentiation; cartilage development; response to xenobiotic stimulus. Gene Ontology annotation, cellular component: cytosol; chromatin; nucleus. NCBI's taxonomy places the organism in Eukaryota, Metazoa, Chordata, Mammalia, Rodentia, Muridae.
CCGUCCCCGCCCCCGCCCCCUCCGGGCUGCAACAGGUGCUUUGAGCAGGAAGCUCGCUCCGCCACCCGCUCCCCGGACGCAUCCAGGACCCAGUGUGCCGUGAGCCAUCCUCGGCCCCGGCUUGCUCCACAGACACGGUGACCCCUGCUCUGCGCCAGCCUCCUCCGGGCACCGCAACCCUACACGGCCCGCAGCCGGAACGCCCCGAGCCAUGGACGCCCCGGAGCCGCAGUCCGACCCCGACGGCGGGGACGGCCCCGGCCACGAGCCCGGGGGCAGUUCCCAAGACGAGCUGGACUUUUCCAUCCUCUUCGAUUAUGACUAUCUGAACCCUAUCGAAGAAGAACCGAUCGCACAUAAGGCCAUCAGCUCACCCUCCGGACUCGCAUACCCGGAUGAUGUCCUGGACUAUGGCCUCAAGCCAUGCAACCCUCUCGCCAGUCUCUCUGGCGAGCCCCCUGGCCGGUUCGGAGAGUCGGAUAGUAUAGGGUUCCAGAACUUUCUGAGCCCGGCCAAGCCAGCAGGGGCUUCGGGCCCGAGCCCUCGGAUCGAGAUCACUCCAUCCCACGAACUGAUGCAGGCAGGGGGGGCCCUCCGUGGGAGAGAUGCCGGCCUGUCCCCCGAGCAGCCGGCCCUGGCUCUGGCCGGCAUGGCCGCCAGCCCGAGGUUCACACUGCCCGUGCCCGGCUUCGAGGGCUACCGCGAGCCGCUUUGCUUGAGCCCCGCUAGCAGCGGCUCCUCUGCCAGCUUCAUUUCUGACACCUUCUCCCCCUACACCUCGCCCUGCGUCUCACCCAAUAACGCCGGGCCCGACGACCUGUGUCCCCAGUUUCAAAACAUCCCUGCUCAUUAUUCCCCCAGAACCUCUCCAAUAAUGUCACCUCGAACCAGCCUCGCCGAGGACAGCUGCCUGGGCCGACACUCGCCCGUGCCCCGUCCGGCAUCCCGCUCCUCCUCACCCGGUGCCAAGCGGAGGCAUUCGUGCGCAGAGGCCUUGGUUGCCCCUCUGCCCGCAGCCUCACCCCAGCGCUCCCGGAGCCCCUCGCCACAGCCCUCGCCUCACGUGGCACCCCAGGACGACGGCAUCCCCGCUGGGUACCCCCCCACGGCCGGCUCUGCUGUUCUCAUGGAUGCCCUCAACAGCCUGGCCACCGACUCGCCCUGCGGGAUCCCCUCUAAGAUAUGGAAGACCAGUCCUGAUCCAACUCCCGUGUCCACUGCUCCAUCCAAGGCAGGCCUGGCCCGCCACAUCUACCCUGCUGUGGAGUUCCUGGGGCCGUGUGAGCAGGAGGAGAGGAGGAAUUCCGCUCCAGAGUCCAUCCUGCUGGUACCACCCACCUGGCCCAAGCAAUUGGUGCCGGCCAUUCCCAUCUGCAGCAUCCCCGUGACUGCAUCCCUCCCACCACUAGAGUGGCCACUCUCCAACCAGUCGGGCUCCUAUGAGCUUCGGAUUGAGGUCCAGCCCAAGCCCCAUCACCGAGCCCACUAUGAGACAGAGGGCAGCCGUGGCGCUGUCAAAGCCCCAACAGGAGGACACCCUGUGGUGCAGCUCCACGGCUACAUGGAGAACAAGCCUCUGGGGCUUCAGAUCUUCAUCGGGACGGCUGAUGAACGGAUCCUUAAGCCACACGCCUUCUACCAAGUACACAGGAUCACUGGGAAAACAGUGACAACCACUAGCUAUGAGAAGAUUGUGGGCAACACCAAGGUCCUGGAGAUCCCCCUGGAGCCAAAGAACAACAUGCGGGCCACCAUCGACUGCGCAGGCAUCCUGAAGCUCCGAAACGCUGACAUCGAGCUGCGGAAGGGUGAGACAGACAUAGGCAGAAAGAACACGCGUGUGCGCCUUGUGUUCCGUGUGCACAUCCCGGAGCCCAGUGGACGCAUCGUCUCCCUGCAGGCUGCAUCCAACCCCAUCGAGUGCUCUCAGCGCUCUGCCCACGAGCUGCCCAUGGUGGAGAGACAAGACAUGGACAGCUGCCUGGUCUACGGCGGCCAGCAGAUGAUCCUCACGGGCCAGAACUUCACAGCUGAGUCCAAGGUUGUGUUCAUGGAGAAGACUACAGAUGGGCAGCAGAUUUGGGAGAUGGAAGCUACAGUGGAUAAAGACAAGAGCCAGCCUAACAUGCUUUUUGUUGAGAUCCCCGAGUAUCGGAACAAGCACAUCCGGGUGCCCGUGAAAGUGAACUUCUACGUCAUCAACGGAAAGAGAAAACGAAGUCAGCCACAGCACUUUACUUACCACCCAGUCCCCGCCAUCAAGACAGAGCCCAGCGAUGAGUAUGAACCGUCUUUGAUCUGCAGCCCCGCCCACGGAGGCCUGGGGAGCCAGCCAUAUUACCCACAGCACCCAAUGCUGGCCGAGUCCCCCUCCUGUCUUGUGGCCACCAUGGCCCCUUGCCAACAGUUCCGCUCAGGGCUCUCAUCCCCUGAUGCUCGCUACCAGCAGCAGAGCCCCGCAGCCGCCCUCUACCAGAGGAGCAAGAGCCUGAGUCCAGGCCUGCUGGGCUACCAGCAGCCGUCCCUCUUGGCAGCACCCUUGGGUCUGGCUGAUGCCCACCGUUCUGUGCUGGUGCAUGCUGGUUCGCAGGGGCAGGGGCAGGGGCAGGGCUCCACCUUGCCACACACCUCCUCGGCCAGCCAGCAGGCCUCACCCGUGAUCCACUACUCACCCACCAACCAGCAGCUUCGUGGUGGGGGUCACCAGGAGUUCCAGCAUAUCAUGUACUGUGAGAACUUCGGCCCCAGCUCUGUCAGGCCUGGCCUGCCUCCCGUCAACCAAGGUCAGAGGCUGAGCCCAGGGUCCUACCCCACGGUCAUCCAACAACAGACUGCCCCGAGCCAAAGAGCUGCCAAAAACGGACCCCCGGUCAGUGACCAGAAGGAAGCCCUGCCCAGUGGAGUGACAGUCAAACAGGAGCAGAACCUGGACCAGACUUACCUGGAUGACGAGUUGAUAGACACACACCUUAGCUGGAUACAAAACAUAUUAUGAGACCGAGUGACUGGUCUUUGAUCCGAGAAAUCAAAGUGAAAGUUAAUGAAAUCAUCAGGAAGGAGUUUUCGGGACCUCCCUCCCGAAAUCAGACCUAGAAGCAAACAGUAUCGCACGACGCCUUCUACUUUGGACCCCUUCUGUCUCCUCCCGCCGUCUCUGACUGGAACACUGCACGUGCGCAGUGCAGGCAGUUGGUGUUGGAGCCUGGGAGCCUGCUGCCUCUCGAAGAGCAUCUUAGCUGAUGUCCACGGUGACUGGACAAGAAAAGCAACUGCCUGCUGACCAAAGCCUCACUCUCAACUCACCAGGAUGCUGAGCCCGAGACCUGGGGGCUGCGCUGGCGGGAGAACCGGAGGAACCAUGGUACCCCACAGACAUGGCUCCAUCGAGAAGGGUCUUCAGACAGAGCAACCAAAAGCGCAUGGCCCAAGAGUCCCGCCCGGUCUCUGUAGGAGCUGAACUGGACAGUCAUCUAUGCACCAGCUGGGCCAUACCAAAGCUUCAUUUUGAAUUUUCUCUUUCCAAAGUCAAACUGCCUUGACCCUGACAGGACCACCUGUUCCACCUUCUCAGCCUUAAGUUAUAACACAUGUACGUGUUUGCUAGCUUCUGGGCCUUUGUUGUGUUUUCCUCUGCUUCGAAGAGCCAACCAAAGAGGCUGCCCGGCUGCGCCCUCCCUCGUCCAGCUACUCCCUCUCACCCAGCUACUCCCUCUUGGCCAGCUACUCCCUAACCCUGCUGCCUGCACCAGACCUCUGGUGGGAUCCAGCCUGGGCUGCCUGUUGAGCACAAUGUUUCUGAAGGUUCCCCUCUCCACCUCCUCCACCCAGAAGUCAAGAGAACCUUCUUCUGGGUUCUUGCAUUGACUGUUAAGGAGCUAAGACCACCAAAACUAGUCAAAACCUACAGGUGUUUUUCAUGACCACCACCAAACAGAACAAAGGGGCUGAAAUCUCCCUCUGCCCUAAACUCAAAGCAGGAAAGUGCUGGCUUCACCCCAGUUUUUUGUUUUAACCUGAAUCCAUUUAAAGCCUCCAUAGACUGCAAAGCGCUCGCUGCAUGUGCUGUAAGUCAAGUGGAUCCACGCCAGCGUAUGCCUUAGUGUGAUCAAGCCCUGCUUGACCAGGUUGUGUGUCCUGUGGAAUCCACACACUCUCCCUGCUUUGGGCAGUCCUUCAUGGUCUUCCUCCCCUGGUGCAGUUUUCUUCUCCCCCUGCCUUUUCCCCAGAUAUCUCUGUUGGGCAUCUUUGUAAAGUGACUUUCUCGGCUUUGUCUGCUAGGCAGAGGACCCGAGAAGCAAGCCACAGUGACUAAAUAGCCAUGAUUGGUUUCUUUUUUUUUUUUUUUUUUUUUUCAGAGCUGGGGACCUAACCCAGGGCCUUGCGCUUGCUAGGCGAGCGGUCUACCACUGAGCUAAAUCCCCAACCCCAUGGUUGGUUUCUUAUACCCCCACUCGCUCUCUUGACAAGGCCACCCGAAAAUAAAUCUUGGGAGCUGGGCCAGCCAUAGCGGCCUCUCCAGACAGAUACCCCAUGCCUAGGAUUCAGCUUGAAGUUGAAAAGUGUGUCUCUCCCAUAGCAGCAGCGCUGGGCUUUCAUCCACCGACCCUAUGCAUAGACCUGAGCAGAAUUCUCCUUUGAACCCAGAAUGUCCUCAAGAAGUUGAGCACUAAGCCUCUGUGAUUCUGAGUACUUCCUGCUAAACAAGAAACGUUCUGCUGGCCCUUUACGGACAGCAGCUUCUGACUGGAGCAAGGCUGGCUUCUCUGGGGAAGGGUAAUGAGGGUUUGGUGAGUGAUUAGUUCGCACUUGCCCUGGCCGAGAGCCACACUUUGCACAUGAGGGAAUCAGGCCCUUCCUCAGAUAUCUCCAAGUUUUACCCAAGUGCCUUCCUGCAAUUGUAGUCGGUAACUCAGCUGCACUGUCCACAGGCUUUGUCCUGUGACAAAGGGCUAACUCAGUUCCCAUUAGUCUUCUAGACGUGUCAGCGAGGAAGACUCCUAUACCUGUGUGUGUGUGUGUGUGUGUGUGUGUGUGUGUGUGUGUGCAUUUACGCACAUGUGUACAGUGCUCGUCCCCUUAUACUGUCUUAGCUCGAUAGCCUCAGAAGCUUACUUGCUCAUAAACAAAUACCCCCAUCAGCCAAGGAAGGAGAGCAUUUAUUACCAGACAAACAGGCCAGAGAACGUGUAUGAGCAGCAGACAGCAAUCAAGAAGGUUUGGUCAGUUACAGACUCCAGGGGAAACGUCGCAGGGAGGGAUGGGAAGAUGCAGUCUGAUCUAAGCGAGUGAGAGAAGAUGCCGCAGCAGUGAAGACGAGUGAACCGCACGUGGGUCAGAGGGGUGGAAGUGUGUCCUUGCCACAUCCGUGGUGCCGUUAGGGUGGCGCUCCGACAGUUCCGUGUUGCUAAAGGUGACGCUUUCUCGUCAAAGUCCACAGAUCUUCCUGGUUGUACAAAGACACCACUGCUGGGACAUAUAUCUAUCCACCCAGAUGAGUAUGGUAUUAAAUUCUAUUUUCUUACUUGUAUUUUGAUGCUUUUUAAUCUGCCCUUAAAAUAUCUCACCCCCUGUUGGAGUUAGGACAUAUUUAUAAAUGGCCAGAUGUCUUUUUCUCAUCUAUGUCUUCAUUUUCUGUAAGAGAAAUGGUAUAUUCUUGAUUUAUUUUUUCAUUCCGGAAAACAAAUCCAAAGACUCACCUCGGGUCCUGUCAAGACCUCGGGAUGGGAGGGGAGGAGACUCUGUAGAAGAGAACAUCUUUUCCUAGCUUGAGAAAGGUGCCUACUCCUUCGUCCUCAAGCCAGAGCUGUCCCUGAGAAGUGUGCACAAAGGGUUUAAUUGGUGGUUGUGAUUUAAAGCCACAGAACUCUGUCUUUCUAUCGACAAGAUCCUACAGGCAAACCGAUACAGACAGAGCCAACCACGUGGAGUCCUCACAGGUGACCGAUGUGCAGCGCCCAAAGAACGGCCACCAUUUUCCCAGCACAUCGGAGCCAUGGACAGAGUAAGCUGGUUCCUCCCAAGACCUGGGAUGGCUUGUUCACACGUAGCAGCCUGGUCAUUCAUCACCACCAGACACCACCAGCCACGGCCCGCUGCCGGUGACACCGUCAUACCGAGAGGCCGGAAGCCAAUGUGUUUUAAUUAUCACUCAGAACCUAAGGGAGGCUGAACUGGUUUAUUUUCGUACCACAGUGCCCAGCAUUUGACAGACCAUGGCAGGAAAGGGGGCGGGGCUAUUUAACAACUGUAUUCAUCUGGCGCUUCAGAAAAGACACACAGGCGGCCAGGCUAGGGUAAGUAUUCCUGAGCUCUUUGCUGGCCGGGAAGCCUGGAGGAACCUGACACAUCCUCACCACUGGUGUCUCCCGACCCUGGGCAUCAACUUCAUGGACCCAAACCAGCCAGCUGCAGAACUCGAAGUUUUCCUCCAGUCUAGCCAGCUGUUUAAAUAAGGCACCAUCACCUUCCCCUACAGCCAGCUUCCCCGUGCCUUGACAGAGGGCCACCGUUCUUGUCUAAUUCAGUUUGUUUACAGCUAACUCUGAUAAUGGGCUAAGAGUGGUGCUUCCCUGAGCAGGCCCCCUCUGAGAUCGCAGUGGAGUCCCGGAAACUGGAGUCAUAGGGUUAAUGCCGUCUCUGUGCAGCCCUGGGGCAGAUGGGACUAAAUGUCCCUGCUUUCUCAGGCUUUAGAUGAACUGGAUGCAGACAGUGAUGUCCUGUGAGUAAGAGCCCAGCGUUCUGGUUGGCCAGAGCAUUGUGCGGGAGCAUCCUAGACAUCAGAGAACCCCUGUCCCCCUGUCAUUUGUCAGCCCUCACAGGAGUCUCACAAUCGUCCGAUUCCAGGAGGUUGCCCCAGUGGGGUCUGAAGGCCAGGGUUUGGGAAAAUCCCAACUGUCUGAGGAGUCGGAAUAGAUCACAUUCCUAUGCAAAAACGAUUUUAAUCUCCAGUCUCAUGCAGUUUAUUUUUGCUAUAUGUAAAGUAUUUUUAUACAGCUUGUAUGAUGACAGCUUAGCAAUAAACAGUUGAGAGCAACUUUAA